Molecule: messenger RNA, 2010 nt
Organism: Laccaria bicolor S238N-H82
Lineage: Eukaryota; Fungi; Basidiomycota; Agaricomycetes; Agaricales; Hydnangiaceae
Exons: 6
Coding region: 1-2010 (669 amino acids)
Cellular component (GO): actin cortical patch
Molecular function (GO): phosphatidate phosphatase activity
Source: RefSeq, a predicted model, not a curated record
AUGUCUCAAGAAACGCUCUGUUGUGACUCUCCCGCGUCCUCCUCGGCGACACAAGUUGAAGACUACUUUUACGGUUCACAGGUUAAGACCCUUGGGUCAGACAUAUCCACGGCCGUUGUGCCACAGAAGAGAAGCUGGAAAGAUUGGGUGAGAAAGGGGAUCGGCUCAGGAAAGAGCCAGGUGACACCUGUAAAAACAGAUAUUAUACACCUUUUCCCUGGUUGGGCCGCCCGUAGAUACGCUGAAGGAGGAGUGGAAGGUUCACCAAGACCGUUCGACGUGGAAGCUGUUGUGAAUGGAUUCGCCAUCUCUCAUCGGCUCCCCCAAAACACCACUCGUUCUCAGCGGGCGUUUAUUCGUCUAGCGAAAGGCUUUGUAUCGUUACCAAAAGCUGAGGAUAAGGACGACAUCUCGGGCAAUACUACCUCACGCUCCGACACAUCGACCUCGAGGGAAGAAACCUCAGAAAUCAAUAUUUCGUUAUGUCUCAACGAGGCUAAAAUGGACGGCGAAAUCGAAGCUCUAGAACGUGAAUAUCAGCGAGCCACAGGCCAAUUGGAUUCACCCCUAUCUUCUCCAAUGGAUCUGUCCCCUCCAUACACCCCGGAGUAUGCAGAUAGAACAAGAUACUGUGGCAUGCCUGCCGAAGCCCUCCGCCGUUUACACGCCAAUGUCGAAUCACGCUUACAGCCAUUUUGGUCUCCAGUCCUUCCCAACCGCACCGUUCGCCUUUACCUCUUCGCGACGACCCCAGAUCACCAUUCCAUUACCCAGCAUAUCACUGGUAGACACACAUACUCCAUUAGUCCCCUUGCAACUCAAGACGUGAUAACGGGAAAUUCUGGAAGUUUUCAAGCCCGUUUCAAAGUCAACUGGGAAGACUUACAUCCACAUUUCGGGGCUCACGGAAUUCCUUUGAACAACCCCACCAAGGAGCCCAGUCUCACGAUCGUUGCCAAGCUCCUACCUCUCUCAGCUACCUCUGCAUUGCCGCAGGAAAGAUCCAAUUCCGAGCCUCUCAUGCAAACGUCGUUCACAGUUCAAAUCCCGAUCACCCACUGUCCCAUUCGUGUCAUCUCAGAUAUUGACGACACCGUCAAAUUGUCUAAUAUUACGAGCGGAGCGAGGACAGCAUUUCAUAACGUGUUCGUGAAGGAUCUACGGGAUUGCGUAAUUCCAGGGAUGAAAGAGUGGUAUGGCAACCUGUUUAUCCGAGGUAUACGGUUUCAUUACGUUUCAAACGCUCCUGACAAACUCCUCCCAGUUAUCAAAGAUUUCUUCCAGAUAUCUCAACUUCCUCCUGGCUCGAUCAAUAUGAAGUCGUACAGUGGAAGAUCUCUGUUUACUGGGCUUCUUUCCCGUCCCGCAACCCGCAAACGAGCAGGGCUGAUUGGCAUAAUGGAUGCCUUUCCCGAAUCCAAGUUCCUCCUCAUUGGUGAUUCUGGAGAACAGGACUUAAAACUGUACGCCGACAUUUCACGCGAGCGAUCUGACAGGGUCCUUGGUGUUUUCAUACGCGACGUUGAUGCCGGAUAUGCAUUGGACGCUACUAUGAUAACUGUCAGGAUCAGGUCCCAGUCCAUCACGACCGCCUUUCGUCCAGACUUCAGCCGCCUGAAGAGGAUUUUACCGGAGAGUUUGGUCAGUUUUGUGUCUUCGCGACAUAAGAAACCCCCUGCAUAUCCGCUUGAUUUGGCUGUGCACGUCAAUUCUGUGCCUUCUCAGCUACCUGCUGGUGUUGGGCUGUCAAAUGAGGAAGGGUCACGUGGGGAUCUAUGCUCGACUGAAACUCCCCGCACGAUCCGAGCUACCCCAAGUCGAUCUGAAUCCAAGUCUUCAUCUACAUCGAAGCUGCCAUCUCUCCAGGCAAGAGUUCAAUGGGCACGGUCAAGGAUUCCCGAACAGAUUCCGCUGAGGAUCUUCAGAGAGCCCGAGGAAUGCUUUGAGGUAGUAAACGAAGUGUUGGAAAAGCAGGAUAGGCAUGGAGACAUUUCUCGCGGCAGUGGAUAG